AUCCAUUCAACUAGACAUCAUUAAGCAACCCUCAACCAAAACAUCCACCACUAAUCCUACAAGAAUAAAGUCUAAUGCUAUAAUUGCUUCAACAGUGUUGUACAUAGUACACCUUAUAAAAAUCCACAACUGUGUACUGUACUGUUGGUUUCCUUAAAAAAUCUACUAGCUCUCUAGAACCUUUCUGUUUCCAUUGCCUCACACUUUCCCAAACUUAUAUUCCCCCAUCUGCAACAGAAAUUUUUCGAAAAUUUGGGGAUCAUUGGAGAAGAGUCAUGGGGAGGGGGAAAGUCCAGUUGAAGAGGAUUGAGAACAAGAUCAACAGACAAGUGACAUUCUCGAAGAGGAGAGGAGGGCUGGUGAAGAAGGCUCAGGAGAUCUCGGUUCUUUGCGAUGCUGAGGUGGCUCUUAUCGUGUUCUCUACUAAGGGCAAGCUCUUCGAGUACUCUUCCGAUUUAUCGAUGGAGAACAUCCUGGAAAGAUAUGAAAGAUACGCUUAUGCUGAGAGACAGCUUGUCGCUAAUGAUCCUGACUCAUCUACAAACUGGAGCCUUGAAUAUAGCAAACUCAAGUCUAGAAUCGAGAUCUUACAGAGAAAUCAGAGGCACUAUAUGGGAGAUGAUCUGGACUCACUGAGUGUCAAGGAGUUGCAGAAUUUGGAGCAACAACUCGAUACUGCUCUAAAGCACAUCCGAGCAAAGAAAAACCAACUCAUGUGUGAGUCCAUUUCCGAGCUACAGAAAAAGGAGAGGGCAAUACAAGAUCAAAAUAGCAUGCUGGCAAAGAAGAUCAAAGAAAAGGAGAAGGCCAUGACACAACAAGCUCAAUGGGAUCAGCAAAACCCCGACACUGCCAACACAACUUCCUUCCUCUUGCCGCAGACAUUCCCUGGUCUAAACAACAGUGGCACUUACUAUGGAGAAGCAUCUGAUGGAACACGAAUGAACCUGCUGGAACUUAGUCUUGAACCUGGUUUUAAUCCGUCCCAUCUAGGCUGUUUCGCGGCUUGAUAAUUUAUAUUGGCUUUUAUAUCUUAAGGUUUCUGUGUAUAUGGUACUAUUCUAAUUCCACAUAUGCAACUUAGGGUAUGGAAGUAUGAACAUGUAGCAAGAUUUUACUAAUUUAUAUUAUAAUAUAUAAUCUAUCUAAAUUUGUCGUCGACC
Molecule: messenger RNA, 1163 nt
Organism: Daucus carota subsp. sativus
Lineage: Eukaryota; Viridiplantae; Streptophyta; Magnoliopsida; Apiales; Apiaceae
Product: agamous-like MADS-box protein AP1
Exons: 9
Coding region: 276-1010 (244 amino acids)
Biological process (GO): positive regulation of transcription by RNA polymerase II
Cellular component (GO): nucleus
Molecular function (GO): DNA-binding transcription factor activity, RNA polymerase II-specific; protein dimerization activity; RNA polymerase II cis-regulatory region sequence-specific DNA binding
Source: RefSeq, a predicted model, not a curated record